Carya illinoinensis is the source of this 915-nucleotide messenger RNA. Its product is annotated as 60S ribosomal protein L28-2-like. NCBI's taxonomy places the organism in Eukaryota, Viridiplantae, Streptophyta, Magnoliopsida, Fagales, Juglandaceae. The transcript is spliced from 4 exons. The record is from RefSeq and is a predicted model, not a curated record. Gene Ontology annotation, biological process: translation. Gene Ontology annotation, cellular component: cytosolic large ribosomal subunit; ribosome. Gene Ontology annotation, molecular function: structural constituent of ribosome. The coding region runs from base 172 to 624 and encodes 150 amino acids.
GGACAUAAGCGUAAUUAAGUGAUAUGAACUGUACCCCUCCGGUCUCAACAAGCUACUGCAGGAAAUUAGGGUUCCAAUAUAAAUAGCAACAUAAACCCUUCUCGUUUACUCUCCAAAUCUCCCGUUUCAGAUUCAGAAACAAGACCCUCACUACGUUUUGCAGGCACGGAGAUGGCGACAGUACCGGGGCCGUUGAUAUGGGAGAUGGUGAAGAAGAACAACUCAUUCCUCGUGAAGGAGUUCGGGAGAGGAACGGCGAGCGUGCAGUUCAGCAAGGAGAGCAACAACCUCUACAACCUUAACUCCUACAAGCACUCUGGGUUGGCAAACAAGAAAACAGUUACCAUUCAGCCUGAGGGCAAAAGUCGUUCUGUGUUGCUUGCUACAACCAAGACUAAGAAACAGAACAAGCCUGUGGCUUUGUUUCACAAGUCUGUCAUGAAAAAGGAGUUCCGAAGGAUGGCAAAUGCAGUUUCAAACCAGGUUGCAGAUAACUACUACAGGCCAGAUCUAAAACAUGCUGCCCUUUCUAGGUUGAGUGCUGUGCACAGGAGCCUGAAAGUUGCCAAAUCCGGUGUCAAAAGGAGGAAUAGGCAGGCUGUGAAAGUUCCUGGUAGGAAGUGAGUUAAGAGAGCUGAUAUUAUGCCUUGCUGCCUUUCCGUUGCGUUCUUUCCCCAUGGCACAUUUUCAAUUCUUUUUUUUUUUCUGUUUCCAUCUUCGUUGUGUUGACUUCUUAUUUGGGGUGCCCACUUAGUUUUGAUAUACAAAGAGAUGUGGUUCGGCGUCUUACCCCUAAUUGUUUUGCAACACGAUAUGGUUGUUUUAUGUAGUCGAGUUUUGAACUUACCGCCAGAGAAGUCUCUGGUCCGAGCCAUACGAAAGUGCCUGCAAUAAAUGACUAAACGAUUUAAUUCA